Aaosphaeria arxii CBS 175.79 is the source of this 738-nucleotide messenger RNA. RefSeq lists its product as uncharacterized. The record is from RefSeq and is a predicted model, not a curated record. The coding region runs from base 1 to 738 and encodes 245 amino acids. The transcript is spliced from 2 exons. Lineage: Eukaryota; Fungi; Ascomycota; Dothideomycetes; Pleosporales.
AUGCCGCCGAAACAGAUCAUGGGCAUCUGGGAUGCAGACGACGACUGGACGACGCUGGAAUGUCCUGACGAGAGGCGGAAGAGGCAGAAUCGUAUCAGCCAACGGAUCUGGCGUAAACGACGGCACACUGAGCGAUGUGCUACGACACUUUCACGCGAAUCAACAGAUUCCGAUAGCCACCCGCUUGCGUGGCUAAACUCGUCCGAUGAAAGAAAGCACCAAAGCGCAAUUGCUUUUGUCCACAUGGUGCUGUUCAACACGAGCGUACCCUUGCAAGUACCGCAGAGUGCUCUCACUCUCGCGCAACUGAAUGUUCUCAAUGCGUUCUUCAGCAAUGCAGCUACUCUUUCCAUUUCUCCGAUUGAUCUCGCUAAUAAGGACGCCCUAUCACCAUUCAAUGUUUAUGGGCCGGAGCAUUCAGAUGCUUUAAGCCUUCAGCCAACGAUUCCGCAAGAUCUUCGUCCCACCGACCUCCAGAUUGCAGUGCCGUACCACCCAUUACUAGACCUGCUUCCGAUUCCAAGCUUGCGGGAUGGUAUUCUAACCGCAUACACAACGACCGGGUUGACUAACGACAUGCUGUGCAAGAACUUGUGGGGCGAACCAGAUGGUUGGGACGGUUCUGAUACUGCUUUGGCUCCACUGGUUGUAUGGGGAGUGCCACACGAUGCCCGAAGCUGGCAAAUGAGCCUUCGGCUGAUCAAGGAACUGAGGUCCAUGCGUAUAAUCUGUUCCUAA